This is a messenger RNA of Dictyostelium purpureum, 1836 nucleotides long. RefSeq lists its product as uncharacterized. The transcript has 2 exons. Gene Ontology annotation, cellular component: cytoplasm. NCBI's taxonomy places the organism in Eukaryota, Evosea, Eumycetozoa, Dictyosteliales, Dictyosteliaceae. Gene Ontology annotation, biological process: vacuolar transport; intracellular protein transport. Bases 1 to 1836 code for a protein of 611 amino acids. The record is from RefSeq and is a predicted model, not a curated record.
AUGAAUCCUUUUGAAGAGGAAAAUCCAUUCGAUGUAAUACCAAAUAAUAAUAAUAAUAAUUUUAAUAACAAUAACAAUAGCAAUAAUAAUAAUUAUAACAAUGUUAAUAAUGAUAUUAAUAAUAAUAAUAUAAAACAACAACCUAUUUAUAAUACUAAUAUUGAUGGUGCAAAUAAACAACCAACAAAAGAAAAUACAUUUAUAGACCCUCUUUCAAAUAAUAUUAAUAAGCGUGCUAGUCUGUCAGUAAAACCAUUACCAUCACCGCCAACCCAAAAAAAAAAAGAAACCAAUAUAAAUAGAGAUGAUGAAAGUAAUCCAUUUUUAACAUCAGAACCACAAAAAUCUUCAACAAAUAACCCGGAAGAAUUAAACCCAUUCAUAACAUCAAAAAAUAAUAAUAAUCAAGAUGAAAAUAAUCCUUUUUUAGUAAAUAAUAAUAACAAUAAUAAAAAUAUUACUGAUAAUAUCAAUAAAGAAACACAAAUAAAUAAAGAUGAAGAAUUAAAUCCAUUUAUAGCAUCAGAGCCACCAAAAUCUUCAUUAAAUAAUUCAAACUCUUCAUUUAAAAGUAAUAAUAUUAAUAAUAAUAUUAUUAAUAAUAAUAAUAAUAAUAAUAUUCAAGACCAAGAAUUAAAUCCAUUUUUAACAAAAGAGAUAAAAAAUAACAGUGGACCAAAAAAUAAUGAUGAUGAAUUAAACCCUUUUUUAAAUCAACCAAGCGAUAGCAAAAAACCAUUACCACCACCACCAGUACAGCAACAGCAACAACAACAACAACAACAACAACAACAAAAUAAUUUUCAAUCAUCUUUUGAAGCAGCACCAAUACAAACACCAAGCUUUGAUAUUGACACCUUAAUUAAAAAUAUUAAACAUCAAAUGAAUAAAGAUUUUGAAAACAAAGAAUCGGGUUAUAAGAGCAACAUUAAACAACUAAGCCAACAAAAUGACUCAUUAAAACUUUCAUUGGAUGAAUUAAAUAAAAAAUUUAUGCAACUAUUAGAAAAAAAUGAAGAGUUAACAAAUACAAAUCAAUUUAUAAAUCAACAUAAAACUCUUAUAGAUGAUAGUCCAAUUAAUAGCAACACAUUUAAUUUAAAUCAAGAAAUCAAGAGAUUAAAUAGUUAUAAAACCUUUAGAGAUAAAAAAGAACUAUUAAAGAAGGCGUAUCAGUCAAUGGACAUGGACUCUACUUUGACGAUACUUCAUUAUAUUUAUAAUACUCUUAAUGCAAGCUUGUUUAUCAAUAUGGUUCAAUCGAUAUCAAGUGAUCUCUUUGACAUGUUUUUAGGUUAUCUUCGUAGGAUCGGAAAAUUCAGUGAUGUCAUCGCUUUACAAAAACAGAUCAACCAAAGAAAUGAAGAAAUUUAUAUAAAUUUAUUUUUAGCACUUCAAGAGAAACAAGAUAUGAACAGAAGAGCUUUGUUGCUUACUCAAUGGUUUGACUCAUUUAGCCAUAUGGUAUCAAAAGAAAAUGGAACCAUUUAUCAAAGCUUUGAAGUAAUAUUAAAACAAGUAGAAGUUUUCCUCUCUGUAUUAAAUAGACAAACAAAGAUUGAAGAAUUUGAUAGAUCUUUGGAAGCCAAAGGAGAUAUCGUUUUCAGCAAAUUAGAAAUGAGAGAGACUUGCUCUCGUAUGAUCGAGCCGGAUGAAAGAAGAUACGAAUGUUGUAUGCAAUAUCAAGUAUAUUCUGUCGCUUUAGAGACUCUGGUCAACAUGAAACAAUUAAAAAGAGUUAACCAAUUAAGAAUAAAACUAAUGGAAAAUGAUCUGCUAACUUUAAUAACAAAACUAGACGAAGUUUUAUCAAAUCCAAAAAUAAAGUGGAAAUAA